Dama dama (fallow deer) is the source of this 2786-nucleotide messenger RNA. RefSeq names its product ring finger protein 130 (gene RNF130). The coding region runs from base 25 to 1284 and encodes 419 amino acids. The transcript has 8 exons. Lineage: Eukaryota; Metazoa; Chordata; Mammalia; Artiodactyla; Cervidae. The record is from RefSeq and is a predicted model, not a curated record.
CGAGCGGCGGCGGCCGGAGGGACGAUGAGCGGCGCGGCGCGGGCGGGCCCGGCCCGGCUCGCCGCGUUCGCUCUGCUGACCUGCAGCCUGUGGCCGGCGCGGGCGGACAACGCGAGCCAGGAGUACUACACUGCGCUUAUCAACGUGACGGUGCAGGAGCCCGGCCGCGGCGCCCCGCUUACAUUCCGCAUCGACCGCGGGCGCUACGGACUCGACUCGCCCAAGGCCGAGGUCCGCGGCCAGGUUCUGGCGCCGCUGCCUAUCCAUGGAGUUGCUGAUCAUCUGGGCUGUGAUCCUCAAACACGGUUCUUUGUCCCUCCUAACAUCAAACAGUGGAUUGCCUUGCUGCAGAGGGGAAAUUGCACCUUUAAAGAGAAAAUAUCACGGGCUGCUUUCCACAAUGCAGUUGCUGUCGUCAUCUACAAUAAUAAAUCCAAAGAGGAGCCAGUCACCAUGACUCAUCCAGGCACUGGAGAUAUUAUUGCUGUCAUGAUUACAGAAUUGAGGGGUAAAGAUAUUUUGAGUUAUCUGGAGAAAAACAUCUCUGUACAAAUGACAAUAGCUGUUGGAACUCGAAUGCCGCCAAAGAACUUCAGCCGUGGUUCUCUAGUCUUCGUGUCAAUAUCCUUUAUUGUUUUGAUGAUUAUUUCUUCAGCCUGGCUUAUAUUCUACUUCAUUCAGAAGAUCAGGUACACAAAUGCCCGGGACAGGAACCAGCGUCGUCUUGGAGAUGCAGCCAAGAAAGCCAUCAGCAAAUUGACAACCAGAACAGUGAAAAAGGGUGAUAAGGAAACAGACCCAGACUUCGAUCAUUGUGCAGUCUGCAUAGAAAGCUAUAAACAGAAUGAUGUUGUCCGGAUUCUGCCCUGCAAGCAUGUUUUCCACAAAUCCUGCGUGGAUCCCUGGCUUAGUGAACAUUGUACCUGUCCUAUGUGCAAACUUAAUAUUUUGAAGGCCCUGGGCAUUGUGCCAAAUUUACCGUGUACUGAUAAUGUAGCAUUUGACAUGGAAAGGCUCACCAGAACCCAAGCAGUUAACCGAAGGUCGGCCCUAGGUGAGCUCGCCAGUGACAACUCCCUUGGCCUCGAGCCACUUCGCACUUCGGGGAUCUCGCCUCUUCCUCAGGAUGGCGAGCUCACUCCUCGAACAGGAGAGAUCAACAUCGCAGUAACAAGCGGUCACUUCUUUCAUCGGAACUCUCUGUCCCCUCGAAGCCUGGUGUACGAAAGUGAAUUCUCCACACUUGAACCAUCUUUGGACAUGUAUGAUGAGAACAAAACCUGAUUUUUAAGUGGACUGUCACUUCCUUUUGAUUUAUGAUCACCUUUCUUGUUUUGUAUUCUUCUGUCAGUGUCCAUUUUGGGAGAAUGGCAGUGCUUUCCAGGCACAGGUUGGGGCUCAGGGUUACAAAGUCCCCCAAGGUGAGGCUUUGAGGGCAGCUUUAUUGCCUGGGCGGCCUCACGGCACGGAAAACCUCCCCAAAGCUGGCCACUGAACAUGGCCCCAAGAAGCCUGGCUGUUUCCAGAGAAGAGGCAGGGCCCAGGGGUUAGGAUUGCUUUGCCAAUGGGCUCUGAAUAAUCACAUGCUCUUCUGUGUUGGAGUGAUGCUGGGGUUUUUUAAAUAACUUUUGUGCUCCCCACUUAUAAAGCAUACUAAAGCCUAUAGGCGCUGCUUCUUACUGCUGCAGGGCACAAGUUGCUGCUCCGUGGACUGCUCUGCAUUUUCCUGUCUCUUACUUUACUUCCUGUUUAAGGGUCUCCUUCUAAAGUUUCCUAAUAGAAAGCCUUGUCUUUUGUUCCUCCUCUGAAACUGACCCUGAGCGCUGCAGUGGAGCGGCAGGCUGAGCAGGGUGGGGAGCUGUUCGUGUUGUUGCUGGCCUCCCUAGUAGAGCAUGGUGUAAGGUGACCAGUGCUUCUGUGACCACUGAGACACGGAAGGUCCUGUCCCUGAGGCCGGUGGACCUGUCUUCUUGGCAACUGCUAAGGUGUAUGGGGGGGGGGUGCUGAGGAGGCCAGCUGGGCAUGGUGCCCUCUGGGUGAUGGCCAGUGGUUGUCAAAAUCAAAAAGCUCAGAGUGCUUUCUUGAGAAAAAUCAACCACCUCCUUGCUGUGAGACACCACAUAAGCACCCCUCUUAAGUCUCUACCCACCAGCCCAGUCCCCUCCCGUCAGCCUCAGCUGAAGCACGAAGCAAGCCCAGGAGCUCACGGCAUUGCGGACAUCAGAGACACACGUGUUCCUCCCACGUUCAAGUUAACAUCUCAAGAAACACUUAUCUCCAGAGUGCUCCCAACACAGAACCACAGUGAGCUAACUGAUAAAACUGACUGCACAUCCUUUUUGCUCAAGAACACACCAUAGUUCAGCCUGUUUCUCCUGUGGAUGUGAGCUACAUAGAGAUGGACAUGUAAACCCUCAGCUCCUGUGUGAGACUGGUAACUUCAGCUCCAUGUGCCUGGGAUUUGAUCUGGCAGCACGCCACGCAGACCUGCCCUGUUAUUCGUAUUGACUCUGUAGGACAGAGUUUAAGGGGAACACUUGCCAUCUCUCCUGUGAAGCUGGCUUCUCCUGCUGUGAUGUGUUGCUCCGAUGCCUCAGACACAGUGGUGUCUGGAACGAAACCCCUCAGACAACCAGGGUGUGAUGUCACCUCCAAGUGACCAGCAGCAUUUGAGGAUGGAGCAGUGCAGAGUUAACAGCUUUUUCUUUUUACCUUUAACCAAGGGCUUUUAUUUGGUUUUCCUUUGUACUCUAGUCUUUGCACUAUAAAAAUAUUUUUGAUAAACA